Messenger RNA from Linderina pennispora, 333 nucleotides. RefSeq lists its product as uncharacterized. The coding region runs from base 1 to 333 and encodes 110 amino acids. The record is from RefSeq and is a predicted model, not a curated record. Lineage: Eukaryota; Fungi; Kickxellomycota; Kickxellomycetes; Kickxellales; Kickxellaceae. The transcript has a single exon.
AUGUAUUCAGAGGUUUUGUUUGGAUUCGAACGUAAUGAUGAUAAACUUAUAUUAAUAGUUCAUUUCAAAGAAGAAAAAUAUUAUUUGUACUACGAUGACUAUGAGAGAUAUGCUCUGCUCAAAAAAGACAAACCAGAAGAUCCUUUAUUUAUCGAACAUGUAAAAGACCAACCAUGUGUUAUGUUUGGAAAUAUAUUUUUGUUUACUAUAAGAAAUAGAGAAUAUCGUUUCAAAUUAGAAUCAGGCGGUUCUUACUGGGAGUUUGAACAUCUCACUAAUAAUGAAACGAGCACAAUAUUUCAAUUUAUAUCAAAACAAGAUCCGGAAACUUAA